This is a messenger RNA of Linum tenue, 651 nucleotides long. NCBI's taxonomy places the organism in Eukaryota, Viridiplantae, Streptophyta, Magnoliopsida, Malpighiales, Linaceae. The record is from the annotation of a GenBank genome assembly.
AUGGCUGAUCUUUACGAUGUGAUGACGGUCAAAAUCCCAAAGAACGCCACUAUCCCAACCAUGAAGUUCGAGUCACGCUUAACCACCGUGGUUGACAACCAGCCCAACCUCAAAAUUGCGGUUUACCAAGGCGAAAGAAGAAAGGCAAGUGCCAAUCAACUUCUUGGCACCCUAAUGUUCGAGGGUAUCCCACCGGCUCCCAAGGGUGCUAAGGUCACGACUUCCUUCGACAUCGACACCAUGGGAAACCUCAACGUGUCUGUUAAGGAUAAAACAUCCGGCUGGAAGGAGACUAAGAGCAUACCAGGCGUCGGUGUUAAAGGGAAGCUGCAGCUUGCCUCGGCGGAGGAGAUGUCUCGGCAAGGAGAGAAGCACAAGUCGGAGGAUGAAGAGCACUUGAAGAGGGCAAGUAUCACGAAAGCAAUGAUGGAGUAUACAAUCAUGAUAAGAGAAAACGCUGCGGCUGGAGACUUUUCUAAAAACGUGCAUUCGGCGUUUGAGGACGCGGUUGGAAAGAUGUUGGACGAGUUAAAGGAGAAAGCAAAGGAGUUUGGAUCAGAAUAUGACACCAAGAAAAGUGCAACUGUUAUGUCCACUUUUUGUGGAAUACCAUUUAGGAAGAAAGAUUGGAUUAGGAAGAAUAAGAAUUGA